AUUGUUAGAUAUAAGAGUAUGUCCUUCAAAGUUGUGUUCAAACAAGAAAAUUAGGAGUAUAAAUUCUAACAGACUAACCACAAUAACACAAGCCGAUGAACUACUUGAAAAAGGCAUAAUCACAAAAAGCGAAUCAAGCAAAUCCUUCUUCAAACAUACCAGAAGCAGGAAAACUAUCAAAAGAUUUGUAGAGGCAGUAGAGGAAUGAACUAGAUGAUUUGUGUUGUAGAGCUAGUAUACAAGUAACACUCAGAGGCGAUAAAACCAUCACUAAAUUUUUUGAAUCUGUGUUCAGUGAAGCCUAGGUUCUUUGCUGGAACCUAAAGCAUCCAUCUCAAAUUUUCAGAGGAGGAAGUUAUAAAGGAAUUAGAUAUGCAUCUGGAUUACCCAUGGAAGAGUUCUAUUUCUGUUCUUAAAAAAUGAUCCAGGAGUCAUCUGGGGAACUGCCUUAGCCCAGUUAUCCCUUUUAGGAGAACUGGAGAAAAAAUGUUGUAUUUAUGUACAUGUAUGUGACACAUCUGCUGGACAAAUGUAUUUAUCCAUGUGUCCACCAAAGCUGCUAUACUGGUGAUGAGUCACAUAACUUUCCUGAAAGGAAAUCAUGCCAUGUCUAUUUUUUAAAAGACUCUAGAAACUCAUGGAUGAAUGAGUGUGAUUUCUGUGGGUUUCCGGAGCACAUUCAGCAAGCAUAUUCCUUUUUAAAGGUUUCUAGAAAAAGUUAAUGGACACGGUAUAGGAGUGAAGGUCUUCAUAUGGAUGAGUAUGUUCUGUCAAAAUCUUUUAACAACUAUUUUUCUCAAUAGAGGAGGGUUACCAGUGGGAUUGUGGGAAUCCUUCUUGGCACCUGCAACACUCAGUGUGUUUGUGAAUGUGCUGGGAAAGGGAGAGAACAGUAAGGCAACAGGGUUUGAUGCUUAUGCUGAGCUGUUCAAGGUUGUAGAAAUGAAGGCUAGUUAGGAGGAGUUACAGAAGGUCUCAACAGAAGAACUAACUGAUUGAAUAGCAAGUAAAGUUCAGGGCAAAUAAAUGGAAAAUGUUCUGUGCAAAUGAGGAGAAGAAACAAUCUAAACUUUCUUUAUGCAGUGAAGCGUGCUGAUUCACUGUUAAGUGUUCAGGAACUGUAUUGUGGACAUCUAAUUGACAGAACUUUGAAAACCUCAAGGUAAUGAUAAGCAACAGUCCAAAGGUGACUCAAAAGACCAAGAAUUAUGAAGAAAGGAAAAAUGAAAAACAUCAUUAGGUCACUGUAGCCAUCCACCACUGAUGGCAUCUCCAUCUCCAAAAUAUGGUAUAUCCACAUCUUGAAUUCUAGGCAUGGUUCUUGUUUGUCUGACACUCUCCUUUAGCUCUGUGCUCCUAGAUACUGAAACCAGAAAAGGUACAGAAAGAGACAACAAUGAUGGUCAGAGCUGUGGAAUUGCAUUUGAACAAGAAGCUACUAAAUACAUCAUGGCUGUUCAGCCUAGAGUGUAGAAAUAAAAAGAGGUCUGUAGAAUCUUCACAGGCUUAUAGAAAACAAAUAGGAAAUAACAGCUCACUGUCUCUUCUAAUUCAUGGAUGGGAGACAUCAAAUGACACUGGAACAUGACAGAAUCGAAGCAGAAGAUGGUUCUUCACACAACAUGCAAUUAAGCUAUUGAAUUCUUUGUCAUAGUAACACCUAUCGCAUGAUUGAACAAGAUGACUUUGACAUUCAUACAAGAUUGCACACUAUUGUGAGAGGUGAAGAUGAGGCAGCCAUGGUGGAGUCAGUGGGCCUUGCAUUGGUGAAGUUACCAGAUGUUCUGAAUCGCUUGAAACCUGACAUAAUGAUAGUACACGGUGACAGAUUUGAUGCUUUGGCACUGGCCACCUCUGCAGCCCUGAUGAAUAUCCGAAUUCUUCACAUUGAAGGUGGGGAAGUCAGUGGGACCAUAGACGAUUCUAUCAGACAUGCAAUUACCAAACUGGCCCAUUACCAUGUAUGCUGCACGAGGAGUGCAGAGCAGCAUUUGAUAGCCAUGUGUGAAGACCAUGAUCGCAUCCUUUUAGCGGGAUGCCCCUCAUAUGACAAGCUUCUGUCUGCCAAAAAUAAGGACUACAUGAGUAUUAUACGCAUGUGGCUAGGUGAAGAUGUUAAACCCAGAGAUUAUAUAGUUGCUCUGCAGCAUCCUGUAACCACAGAUAUUAAACAUUCCAUAAAGAUGUUUGAGCUGACGCUAGACGCACUCAUCUCCUUCAACAAGAGAACGCUUGUUCUAUUCCCCAAUGUGGAUGCAGGAAGCAAAGAGAUGGUUCGGGUGAUGAGGAAGAAGGGCAUUGAACACCAUCCCAAUUUUCGGGCAGUAAAACAUGUUCCAUUUGACCAGUUCAUUCAGCUAGUGGCGCACGCUGGUUGUAUGAUUGGUAACAGCAGCUGUGGUGUCAGAGAAGUGGGAGCAUUUGGUACACCUGUCAUCAACUUGGGGACACGUCAGACAGGAAGAGAAACAGGUGAAAAUGUUCUUCAUGUUCGUGAUGCUGACACACAGGAUAAGAUUCUGCAUGCUCUACAGCUUCAGUUUGGUAAACAAUAUCCAUGCUCAAAAAUAUAUGGAGAUGGUAAUGCUGUUCCAAGGAUUCUGAAGUUCCUCAAAUCUAUUGACCUUGAGGAGCCACUGCAAAAGAAAUUCUGUUUUCCUCCUGUCAAAGAUAAUAUCUCUCAAGAUAUUGAUCAUAUUCUAGAGACACAGAGUGCCCUGGCAGUGGAUCUAGGUGGAACAAAUCUCCGAGUUGCAAUUGUCAGUAUGAAGGGUGAAAUAGUUAAGAAGUAUACUCAGCUCAACCCUAAGACAUAUGAAGACAGACUGGAAUUAAUUCUGAAGAUGUGUGUAGAGGCUGCAUCGGAGGCAGUAAACCUGAACUGCAGAAUUUUGGGAGUGGGUAUUUCCACAGGUGGACGAGUAAAUCCCCGAGAAGGAGUUGUGCUUCACUCCACCAAGCUCAUUCAAGAGUGGAGCUGUGUGGAUCUCAGAACCCCAAUAUCUGAUGCUCUGCACCUGCCAGUCUGGGUGGACAAUGAUGGAAACUGUGCUGCUUUGGCAGAGAGGAAAUUUGGUCAUGGAAAAGGAGUAGAAAAUUUUGUAACACUGAUCACUGGUACAGGAAUUGGAGGUGGAAUCAUUCAUCAACAUGAACUGAUCCAUGGCAGCUCUUUCUGUGCUGCUGAACUUGGGCAUAUUGUCGUGUCUUUAGAUGGACCAGAGUGUCUCUGUGGUAGCCAAGGAUGUAUAGAAGCAUAUGCCUCUGGAAUAGCCUUACAGAGAGAAGCUAAGAAACUGCAUGAUGAGGAUCUUCUUUUAGUAGAAGGAAUGUCUAUGAAGAACGAGGAGGUUGUUAGUGCUGCACAUCUCAUUCAAGCAGCUAAACUUGGGAAUGCAAGAGCAGACAGCAUUCUCAGAACAGCUGGGAUGGCAUUAGGCCUUGGAGUGGUGAACAUUCUGCACACCAUGAACCCCUCUCUUGUGAUCCUGUCUGGAGUUCUAGCCAGCCACUAUGUAAAUGCUGUGAAAGACAUGAUACAUCGACAAGCUUUGUCAUCUGCUAAAACUGUGGAUGUGGUGGUCUCAAAUCUAGCAGAUCCUGCUCUUCUUGGAGCUGCUAGCCUGGUACUGGAUUAUACUACACGUAGAACGUAUUAGGUACCAGUAACAAUGAUACAAAUGGACUCUUCAAAUUCCUAAUGAGUGGCGGGAGUACUGUGCCCAAUUCUUUUUCCUUUGACCAGAGCAGCUACUGAAUCAGAGUAAGGUUCUGAAUAGUUAGUGACUACUUCAGCAAUUCCUAAUUGAGAUUGUAUCUUUAUUUUUUCUAAAUUUUGUCCAUGUUCAUCAGAACUGAUGUGCAAUUGUUUGUUUUUAAUCACCUAUCUGGGCAAGCCCAAAUAUUGCUUCGAGUGUAGUUGAAUUAUUUAUGAACCUAUCUUCAUGUAUGCUGGGAAACAGAUUGGGGGGGUGGUAUGUCAAAUUAGAGCUAAUGCUUCAGGUCCUACAUCCUAUUUCUCACCUAUGUGAAAUGAAAAAUCUAAAAUUUGACUAGCUUUUCCAUUUCUAAGUUUCCACUCUCAAGUAACUAUGUAAUCACAAACAGUAGAUGAUAGUAGAUUCAGCGGGUGGAAAGAAGAGAGCCAUUGCUUCUACAAAAAGGUUGCAUCUAAAAAUUGUGGUUCAUAAAUAACUUGGAGUUAUUUUUUACAGCAACUUUAGAGGGCUAAGGCCCAUUUUAGAAGCGUACAUAAGAAGGAAAGACUAUCUAUGAUCUUCUGAGUUUACGGAUAGCCAGAGCUGUCCAAAUAAACUGACAGGUACAGCAGGGAACAUCUUUUUCUUAGAGGUAUGGCCAACAAUAAAUUAUUUGAAUUUUA
Messenger RNA from Rhea pennata, 4381 nucleotides. RefSeq names its product glucosamine (UDP-N-acetyl)-2-epimerase/N-acetylmannosamine kinase (gene GNE). Gene Ontology annotation, biological process: UDP-N-acetylglucosamine metabolic process. NCBI's taxonomy places the organism in Eukaryota, Metazoa, Chordata, Aves, Rheiformes, Rheidae. The transcript has 11 exons. The coding region runs from base 1668 to 3659 and encodes 663 amino acids. Gene Ontology annotation, molecular function: N-acylmannosamine kinase activity; UDP-N-acetylglucosamine 2-epimerase activity; hydrolase activity, hydrolyzing O-glycosyl compounds. The record is from RefSeq and is a predicted model, not a curated record.